This is a messenger RNA of Rangifer tarandus platyrhynchus (Svalbard reindeer), 678 nucleotides long. The record is from the annotation of a GenBank genome assembly. NCBI's taxonomy places the organism in Eukaryota, Metazoa, Chordata, Mammalia, Artiodactyla, Cervidae.
AUGGCGGCACUGGCCAGUAGCCUGAUCCGGCAGAAGCGGGAGGUCCGCGAGCCCGGGGGCAGCCGGCCCGUGUCGGCGCAGCGGCGCGUGUGUCCCCGCGGCACCAAGUCCCUUUGCCAGAAGCAGCUGCUCAUCCUGCUGUCCAAGGUGCGACUGUGCGGGGGGCGGCCCGCGCGGACAGACCGCGGCCCGGAACCUCAGCUCAAAGGCAUCGUCACCAAACUGUUCUGCCGCCAGGGUUUCUACCUCCAGGCGAAUCCCGACGGGAGCAUCCAGGGCACCCCAGAGGACACCAGCUCUUUCACCCACUUCAACCUGAUCCCUGUGGGGCUGCGAGUAGUCACCAUCCAGAGUGCCAAGCUGGGUCACUACAUGGCCAUGAAUGCUGAGGGGCUGCUCUACAGCUCGCCGCAUUUCACAGCUGAGUGUCGCUUUAAGGAGUGCGUCUUUGAGAAUUACUAUGUCCUGUACGCCUCUGCUCUCUAUCGCCAGCGCCGUUCUGGACGGGCCUGGUACCUGGGCCUGGAUAAGGAGGGCCGAGUCAUGAAGGGAAAUCGAGUCAAGAAGACCAAGGCAGCUGCCCACUUUGUGCCCAAGCUCCUGGAGGUGGCCAUGUACCGGGAGCCUUCUCUCCACAGUGUCCCUGAGACCUCCCCUUCCAGUCCCCCUGCCCCCUGA